Messenger RNA from Mobula hypostoma (lesser devil ray), 12338 nucleotides. It is a transcript of the gene scn3b, whose product is annotated as sodium channel, voltage-gated, type III, beta. Gene Ontology annotation, biological process: regulation of sodium ion transmembrane transporter activity; ventricular cardiac muscle cell action potential; regulation of heart rate by cardiac conduction. Bases 591 to 1241 code for a protein of 216 amino acids. Lineage: Eukaryota; Metazoa; Chordata; Chondrichthyes; Myliobatiformes; Myliobatidae. Gene Ontology annotation, cellular component: voltage-gated sodium channel complex. The transcript has 6 exons. The record is from RefSeq and is a predicted model, not a curated record. Gene Ontology annotation, molecular function: sodium channel inhibitor activity; transmembrane transporter binding.
UUAAUAGAGGAACCGAGACAGACAAGAGAAGCACAACCCAACUAGGCUCUCCACCAGGCGCUCAAACGAGCAAUAUCUUGAUAAAAUAGUGAGGAUCAAAAGCAGAUUCUUUUGCAAAUACAUACAUAGUUAUAAAUAUAUUUCGUUUGCAUUUGACUGCAAACGUAGCAGACAGUGAACAAAAGACUGGGCAUUUUGAGAUACUCAACGUGUUGGUCUGAAGGCAAACACUGGAUCGAUUUCUAGGUUGUGCUGGUAUUUUAAAAUUGAAUUUAAGGCACCAUUCGUAUAUGUGAAUGUGCAUUAUCAGGCGCUGUCUGUAGUGCUGAAAUCUGAAGUGCAGAGACCGAACAACACAAAGGAAUCAAACACAGGCGGUUGGAAACCUGUUGGUGACGAGCAUUAAAGGACUACGAGGAAGCGAUUGUUUUAAGAAUGUAUUAAAACCCAGUCGCUUGUUUUAACCAGCAUUGUUUUAUGCAAAUCAGUCUGUAGACUGUGCAUCGGCAGAGGGGGUGAAUUCCAACCAAACAGCUACAAGUGGAUCAGUGAGAGAUAUUUAAAGCCGGUUGUUUCUGCUUACCCCGACUAUGAGUGCGUGGAGCACGUUUCUUUAUUCGGUUCCAUUGCUAAUGAUUCUGUUAGUACAUAGUUGCCAUUUAGUCUGUGUUGAAGUUCCUUCAGAUACUGAAGCCCUACAUGGAACUGAUAUGAAACUCACUUGCAUUUCCUGUGUGAAGAGAGAAGAAGUAAAUACAGACACUAUGGUUGAAUGGACCUACAUCAACAGUGAUGGAGAAGAGAUUUCAAUUUAUGAGUACAACGGAGAGCCGCGAGAGCUAAAAGGACCUUAUCAGGGCAGAAUUCUGUGGAAUGGAAGCAAAGAUCUGCAAGAUGUAUCCAUAACCAUAGUGAAUGUUACACUUAACGACAGCGGUUUGUACCGGUGCACGAUCAAACGUUAUUUCAAUUAUGAAAUGCACAGACCUUCUGUCACAGAUGUGAAAGAGGUUCAGCUAACAGUACAUGAAGAUGCCCUUGAAGAUUUUACUUCAUACAUUUCAGAAAUUAUGAUGUAUCUUCUCCUUGUUUUCCUCACUUUAUGGCUUGUUAUAGAGAUGAUAUAUUGCUACAGGAAAAUAUUGAAAUCAGAACAAGCUGCACAAGAAAAUGCAGCAGACUAUCUGGCGAUACCCUCUGGAAAUAAAGAAAACCACUCAACUGUUCCUGUAGAGGAAUAGGCACAUUUGCUUUGGAUAGCGGAUAGAUUGAUAUUUUUGCCAUGUAAUAGGUUUAGAAUAUAUAUCCGGUACCUUGUCCACCUACUCAAGGUCAUUGACUGCGAUCCCCAGGAAGAUCAGCCACGUGCAUUGCAAUGGACUGAAAUGUUGAAAACUAGAAAAAAGAGCAAAUGUAUGGAAUCCCUUGGAUUGAACUCAAUGCCAUAUUCUUUAUUUACAACCAACAACCUGUAGGCAAAUGAUUAAAAGGAAUCAAACUCUUCCUUUUACAGCACAUUUUACAAUAUGUUCUUGUACAUUCAUUUGGAGUCUUUUAAAUUUUAUUUAGAUGACCUUUUUACUUAAUGGUUGAAGUAUUUUUCUAAAUCUACUAUUUGUACAGAUUUGAUUCCCAGUUGACAAGUUUGCAAAUGGAAAUCAGGCCAACUGAUUGUCUAUUUGCUUUCCUUGUAAACAGGUUUGAAUCAUUAAUGUACAUAAUCUACUAAUGAUAUCCCACGGUUAUAAUUCUCAGUUCAUGGUUUUUGGCUUUUGAAGGAUAUACUUCAUUUUGCUAUGAAAGGAUAAAACUUGAUUUCAUCACAAUUUGUUGUACAAAACCUUUUGCAUUUGCUUAUAUUUAAAGGGAGACUAUUUAAUGACUGUAAUAUUUUAAACAUUACGCAAAAAAACAGAAAGAAGGAGAUUGUUCCAUUCCUGGUGAAAAGUGUAUUGUUGGUUUCCCUUUCAACCCCUUUGCAAGUUUGUAGAAGAGUGCUAAAAUUUACUUACAAGCUUCAUAAUAGUGUAUAGUGUCUUAUACAGUGUUUGGAUAAAUUGAAAUAAGAGUGUUAUUUAUAUGUACCAUAUUUAAAAUGUACACAUUGAAAUCGCACUGCCAAGUGUGGCUUUUGCAUAAUCAGUUCUAUUCUGUGGGCUGGUACAUCUAAUUGCCACAUUUCCUUAAAUAGGGCUUUUAAAAAAGAUUUUCUGAUGUUUAUCUUGAUAAUUAAACUUUUAUGAAUUAAUGAUGGAAUUAUAGCAUACAACAGCAACCCUGUGGUAAAAAACAGUAACAGCUGAAGAAAGUAAAGGGCACAGAAAUUAUAUUCAGUACAUCUUCUGUUAAAUCAUUACUACAAACCUGAUAGAAGAACAAUUUUCCUUCAGUUUGUUGCAAGUCAAAAAUCUGCACUCAUUGAGGCAGUUCAACUCUUCCAACGCACUGGACUUGGUGCAGAUAACUAUUAAUUACAUCAUGCCUAUCAGCUUAUAGUUUGAAUUUAAGAUCUUCCAGCUAUCAACUCUGUAUUUCAAGGAUAUUAACCACAUUAAUUUAUGUCAUUAUUUUCCUUCAAUAAAAACAGAUAAUACUCAGUAGGCCACACAGCAUCUGUGGAAAGAGAAGAAAUACAACCGUUUAGUCUGGGAGCCUUUCCUUUGUUUUCUAAUGGCAGUCAUUCAAAUCCCCUUAUUGCUCAUAAAAUGAUAAUCAAAGUAUUAACCCAUUCAUGUUUUCUUCUUUUCUAUUAUCUCAAUACAUUUGUUUAUUCUGUCUCGAGUUAAAUACACUUUACACAGUAUGGCCAGACAUCGAAAAUAUUUGUUGAAUAAUCUAAAUGCAGCACGCAGCAAUUUAUACAGAACACUUAAAAAUCACUACAGAUAAUACAGAAAGAAUACCGUUCAUCUGCAAUUUGAUACUUGGAAAAGCAGGCAUAUCCUACAAUAAAGUACAAAGUUAAAGGAAAAGUUAAAUGAAAAUACCCAGCAGAUCAGACAGCAUUUGUGAAGGAGACAAUAGAAUUAAUAAUUAUCCUUCAUUAGAUCAUUUUGGAGCCAAAAGAAGGUAGAAUGUUCUAAUAUCUGAUCAGACAGUUAAUUUUCACCAGUACAUAAAAAAAACAGAUUUUGCUUAAGUCAUAUGGAAUAUUCUACAUUCCUUCACUAGAGAGAAUAAGCAUUUAGUAAUAAAUGGUUAUGAAACAACGAGAAUAUGUAAAUUAUUAAAGGGAGUUGAGAAUUUACGUUGCACCAGCAGGCUAUUUUUCUUUAAUCUAUGUCUUUUUAUUUAAAUUUGUGAAAACCCUGACUGGAUGCCUCCUCUCCUUCACUUCAUCUUACAAAUAACAGUUGGUUAUAUCUCAAAAAUCUCUGGCCAAACAUGAAUCCUUUCCCCUAACAUUCAAGAACGAGUUGCCAAGCUAAAAUUCUUUUACUCAAAAUGAUCCAGUGCUGACAGCGUUCUUUGCAAGUAAUACUAGUUACAACUUCAUGUAUUUUACAAAAUUAUCCUGAUUGUAUGGAUACAAUUUAUUUUCUAGUUCUGAAUUAGAAAAUGCUGAUAACCAUAGUAAAACUGAAAGACAUUUUUGAACAACUAGUUACGAAUUAUUAGGGAUUCCAGUUGUCACUUAAGUUCUCGGGCCAAACUUAUGCAAAAUCUUGUUAGUAGAGUCAUAGAGUUAUACAGCACGGAAACAAACUCUUCAUCGCAUGUCAUCUACUGUAUAAUGACCAAGAUGUCUCUUUGAGCUGUUCCCAUUUGCCCUAGUAUCAUUUUUCCAUCUUUGAAAUGCAUUUUAAAUCUUUAAAAUAUCAAAGUCCUUUACAGGAAAUUAUGUGGAACUUGUCAAUUACACAAUUUCUCCUCUCAAAAUGAUUGAAUAAUAUCAGUUAAUACCCAAUCGGAAAUUAUCAUAAAUUAUUUUUUUCCAAAUCCAGAUUCAGCAGAAUCACAGUACAAUUACAUAGAAACCUGCUCACUUCACAAUGUUAUAGAAAUAAUUAUAUGUCUAUAUAAGAUUGAAAACAAGUAUAUAAUCGAACAGAUUUUUUUCAAUAUAUUAUUGCUUGUGAACUGCAGGUUGCAAUGACAUCUCUGCCACCAAAACAGAUUUUGACUGAGACAUUAUUUUGUUGUAAUUAUUGUUUUGGGUUAUAAAUCCUUGGUUAACAGUUGUGUUUAAGCCAUGGUCUGUCAGGUAUUUUAGUCCCUAGAAAUAAUGAAGACUAUGUAAAAAAAGGUUUGGAAGAAUGGAUUUGUCAUGAAAAGAUACACUGUUCCUUUUCUUUAUCCUUUUCCCAGUGAUAAUUUUUUUGUUCUUCCACUAACCAUUUUUAUUGCUUUAAUUUGACAUUUUUUGUAGGUCAAUGACUGCUAUUUGAAAAUUUCAAAGGAGUUCAAGAGCAAAAAAAUUAGUUAAUUCUACUCAAGAUUAAUUGCAGUGAAACCUAAAUAAUUAGCAAACAUAUGUAAGGAAGUGCCAAUUGGAAAUAGUAUGUUUAUUAAGAUAACACGUUUGUACUGGAGAAAAGAACUUGUAAGCACUAAAUACUGGUAUCAACCUUGAUUCCCAAGCUUGCAAUCUCCAUCAUUUAAAAGGCUAUAGCAGCAAGUCUUUGGAAACACUGCCAUUUGGCACCUCUUUUCUAGACUACACAUCAUUUUGAUUUGGACACAUUUUCCCAUUCUUCAAUUGUUGCUGGAUCAAAAUUGUGGAAAUCACUAACAUCACACUUAAAGAGUAUUUUCAGCGCAGGACUGUAAUAGCUCAAAAAGGCGCUCACCUUAAGAUAUCCAUGUUCCCUAAAUGAAUUAAGAUAAAGAUAUUGGAUGACUAGGAGUACAAAGAGGGAUCCUCCUACCUUGUCCCAAAAAGGUCCUUUAACCCAGCUUCAGAACCCAUUGGUUGAACGAUAGGAUAAUAUUUAUUUCUCUUAUUCCUAUCCUACAUCACUUAACUGUGCUGUUCGAAGGGGAGCUUAGCUCAAUUUAUAAUCUGUUUACAUAGUAAAGAAAAGCAAAGAUCAAUGAACAAAGCAACACACAUCAAAGUUGCUGGUGAAUGCAGCAGGCCAGGCAGCAUCUCUAGGAAGAGGUACAGUCGACGUUUCAGGCCGAGACCCUUCGUCAGGACUAACUGAUCAACGAACAAAGCCCAGUUUUUAGGACACAUAUCAGGGUGCCAUUUUGGAUGUUAAGUGAAGACCCAAAGAGAAUUGUGUGUCUUUAAUGUCAGAAAAGUAUUGGCAUUUAGCAUAGGAAGGAAGAAAAUAAAUUAUGAAAAUAUCUUUUCAGUGUGUAUAGCUUAUGACAAUCAAAAGAUUUAAACAAUGAACAUCCUCAUUCACUACCAGUAGCAUAUUGAACUCUUCCAUCAGUAAUUAUAGUCAUUCAAGGCCUACUUCUCUCAACUCCAAAAUAAAAUUAAAUUCAUUAAAUUUCAAUUAAAAUUAUUUAGGAAUUUAUGAGGCAUAAAAUUAGAGUGCAUCUUCUUUCUUUCCUGAAAUUUAAUGUUCAUUAUCUUAAUAUGUUAGCUUAAAACUAUGUGCCUAUCUUUUACAGAAACUUCAUUUUGUAAGGCCAAUAUUGGAGCAAGUUAAUGAUAGAAGCCAAAACAUGUAUGGAUUGGUUUAGACAAAAGGCAAAUAUUUUUUUCUGUAUAUAAAGCUAUGUGAUAUGCUAUAGAUGAUACAGUUGGAGUUAAAAGUUAAAUUGUAGUCAUAACUCACAGCAACAGGUACUGUUGAGUUAAUUUGGUAGAUAGUUGAUAAAAUUUAUUUAUAAAGCAGUGCAACUUAUGAGUAUUAGAGAUAGAAUGGAUAAGAGGUAUUCAUUCUCCUGAGCAACUAAAUGAAUUAUGAAGAGAUAGAGAUUUAAGAAUCAGCACACAACUGUAAUGAAUCAAGAAGGUAAUUCGACUUCCUGAGAUACACACAUCUAAAUGAACUAAGAUGAAGUCUUCACUGUCUAAUACACCUUCACCACCUGAAUGAACGUCAGUCACAGAAACAUUUAUCACAUUCAUAAAGUGCACUCAGUGUGAUGCGAUAGGAAGAAAGAAUGAAGAGCAGAAUUGGGCUGGCUUAGGUUGGACAGAAUGAGCAAAAUGCGGUAAGUGUCUAUGAUAAACUCAGAGAGGGAAAAGCUGCACCUUCUUUCAUUGUUUAAGUUGCUGUAGCUGAAGGUCAGCUUAUAAAUAACGACAAAGAGUUCCUCAUAUGACAACCUAGUCUACCAUAAACUACUUAAUGACUGUCUUGGCUCUGAAAAGUAAUGCAAACAGUGGGAAUGGCGACAAAACAAGCAAAAUUGUUUCAGACAACAUACAUCAAAGUUGCUGGUGAACGCAGCAGGCCAAGCAGCAUCUAUAGGAAGAGGCGCAGUCGACGUUUCAGGCCGAGACUCUUCGUCAGGACUAACAAAAUUGUUUCAGAAUUGUUUUAUCAAAACAUCCAGCAAAAAACUCUGUUUAACAUUGUAGUCAACUGUUCAAAGAUUUUUAUGGCUAUUUCUGUCAGGUUGAGUUAAUUUAAAAUGAACUGUAAAAAUACGUUUUUCAAAUAAUAUUUAUAGUUUUGCUUUACAGCGUACAUAUGUGACUUAACCUGUAGUAGGGGCUUCAUGAGAUAAGAUUUAUAGCAUUCCUCUACAGCUUUUAAUUGAAAUCAACUUCAUUUGCACUCGCUUCUAAAUAUAGAUUUUCUGUGAAUGCAUUACCAUUGUCAGCACUAUUAAGUAAUGCCAUAGAAACCACAGAAACUACAGCACAGAAACAGGCUUUUUGGCCCUUCUUGGCUGUGCUGAACCAUUUUCUGCCUAGUCCCACUGACCUGCACACGGACCAUAUCCCUCCAUACACCUCCCAUCCAUGUAUCUGUCCAAUUUAUUCUUAAAUGUUAAAAAAGAACCCGCAUUUACCACCUCGUCUGGCAGCUCAUUCCAUACUCCCACCACUCUCUGUGUGAAGAAGCCCCCCCUAAUGUUCCCUUUAAACUUUUCCCCCCUCACCCUAAACCCAUGUCCUCUGGUUUUUUUCUCCCCUAGCCUCAGUGGAAAAAGCCUGCUUGCAUUCACUCUAUCUAUACCCAUCAUAAUUUUAUAUACCUCUAUCAAAUCUCCCCUCAUUCUUCUACGCUUCAGGGAAUAAAGUCCCAACCUAUUCAACCUUUCUCUGUAACUGAGUUUCUCAAGUUCCAGCAACAUCCUUGUAAACCUUCCCUGCACUCUUUCAACUAAUGCCAUUUGACUGUUGAAAAAUGGAACAAAGUAUUUAAAAUCAGGAGAACGGCAAAGAUCUCAGUUUACUUCGUAAAUGCUUGCCACUUAAGGCACAUUUCUGAUCUGUUCAAUACAGAAUAAAUGUGGUGGGAGGUACAGCUUUAUCGAGAUGAAGGGUGCACCUUUGUUAAGAAUGUUAUAAGGGAGACCUAGCAGUGUUCUGGAGCCAGGUUCCUUUAGCUGCACAAAUGAAUACCCAGAUUUACUGGAAAGUACCUUCUAAAAUUGUCAUUCAUCACCAGCAGCUACAGUUUUGAGAUACAGUAAACCUGUUUGGCAGAGGGAGAUGGUUGCCAAAAAUCUAGGUAAUGUUGCUUGUGCAUAGGAGAAAUUAAAGCAAUACCGGUUGAUAAUCUUGAACAUACAAUAUAGAAGGAAUAUAUUAAGGAUCUUUUCAAGGAUUGUGAGCCAGUAGUUUAAACAGCAGCACUUAAAAGGAUUGUUGAGAAUUUUCCAACAGAGAUGCACUGAGGUGAAAUGUCGAGUUGUACCUAUUUUGAGCCACAGAUCUCAGUGCAUGCUACAAUUGCACAAAGCAAAACACGUGAUUCAUUCCAUCGGGAAUCACAAUACUAGCCUUUGUAUCCUAUUCGUAAGCUCUACUAAAAACCUAGACUCCACCUCCAAACUAUCCUUUGAUCUAUUUAAUUAUCUCACUUCACCAUCCACUGCAGAAAAUGCAAUUGCAAAAAAACUGUCAUAUUUGAUUAGUGGAAGUCCUGGACAAAGACAUAUUUUGGUUUUAGAUUUUUACUUUACUCUUAAGAAAACUAUGACUAAUGCCAUAAUGUUCUUAAAAUAAUGAUCAACUAUCCAAAUCACUUGAAUGGAGUAAAAUAAAACAGAUUAAGUCUGUUUUGUCUCCAUACUGUCAUUGUAUCACUCGAUGUAAUGUGUCAACCCUUGUGUAUACUUAGACUAUAAUUGUACACUUUAUUGAUUUAAAUCAGACCCCAAAUGCUAUAUUAUAAUAAAAGUCAUUUAAGAACAGAUGCACCAUGUUAAAUUAAAACAUACUGAAGAUCAGAGGGACAAAGAGGAUCAACCUUCUGUUGAAACCAUCACCAUCUCCUGGGUGAUGUCAGAAUUAAAAACUGAUCACUAUCAUUUACUCACAAGGGACUGGAGUGGUGCUGUUUACUUUGCAUGUUUCAUUUAUUGCUAAAAAUUAUACAAGUGUACAAGUAUAAACUCCAUGAAAGGAUCAACUAGUUAAUACAUCUGUUUUACAUUAUCUAUACACAAAUAUAAAAUGGAGCACCUUCAAUGUUGUUUCUCAAGAGGUAGCUAUGAAGUCAGCUUCAGGCUGUGAGUAGAUCAGGCAUGACCUUAUUGAAUAGUGGAGCAGGUUGGCUGAUUCCUGCUCUUGUUUCUUUUAAGUUUUUCAAGUUAAACAGCAUGCAGCAGAUUUUGAUUUAGAUAAUAUAAAUUAAAAAUGCAUUUACCCACUUGAGAGAGUGAUUUCGAGUCAAACCAAUUUUGUAAUUGAUAAUGUUGUGAUUGGACUGCUGUGUGUGUCACAAAUGAGCUUUUGCUUCUAUCUUAACUUCUCAAAACCCACGCAUCAGCCAGAGGAUUCAUACAAGACAGAUGAUUAACAGACAUCCCACCCUGCAGAAACUCAUUUCAGGGAGAUAGCACCACCAAUUUACGGGAGACUUCCGGGAGAGGUGGGAUGUCUGCAAUAGAGUAGCUCCUUAGCAGCUGGCCAGCUAGUUUAAAUAAUGUUAGCUAUGCUAGUGAAUGAAUGACACCUGUUAAACUCACCUCAACAUGUCUUUUACAGUCUUAACCCACCAUGGGCAAUAGAAAAGUCACUGUUGCAAACAGUGCAGCAAGCAACACUGUCAUUAUUUUGACCCCUGUUAGGCAGGGGUACACUUUAGUGUAGUCUGGGGUGACGUACGUUUUAUAUUCUUUUUGGAAUACUCUGCCAUGGCUUUUCCGCUCGCUCUCAAAAAAAUUGAUUUCCGGGAUAUUGUAUAUAAUUUCCGGGCAUCAGGGAGCCGCUAUCAAUAUGCGGGAGACUCCCGGAACUUCCGGGAGAGGUAGGAUGUCUGGAUUAAAUACCUCUAAGAAGAAUAUAACAUAACAUUCGAGAAACCUAACAAGAAAUGUAACAAUGUUUCUUACUUUGAAUACUCAAAAUAUAAUUCAUUUGACCCAAAAUCAAUUUUGCUUUUUCUUUAAAAUCUCUGCUGUGUACAAUUGACAAUAGUAUCACACUAAUUUAUGUUACAUUACACGCUUAUCAUUUAAUGGACCAUUUUCCCUUAAUUUGAUCCCAGUAUGGUUUAUGUGGAAUGCAAUUUUAUCUAUCAUGCCUGUAGUCCAAAGGUGCAGGAUAUAAUUUCCUUGGGUUAAUCAGGGAAGAGCAGAGAUGGAGUAGCACAAAAUUCCAGGUAAUGAAUCUUCACCCCAAUCCUAUUUGAAAUGAAGAAUACAAUUAGAAAAUGUAACUCUGUUUAUACGUCAUGAAAGUGGAGCUUGAGCAAUUUAGGAUUAACAUCAGAGUUGAUAUUAUUAUUUCGAAACCACCUGGAGGGAUUUAGUGCACAUACAGUACCAGAAAUGGUGUUCCAAUGAUGCUUGCCACUGACUUCAAAGAAAGCAGAUCCCUGUGAUUUGAACUGUACCUUUUCCAAUGUUUGUUGUUAAGAGGCAGAAUUAGAAGAUCAAUGUUAUCCAGCAUAAAUGGCUGCACAGCCUCCUUAAUGGGAAUCAUAUUGAAGAAUUUUCACAGAAAGUAAGCCAGUGUUUUAAGGCACAAAUUUAACUAAUAUUGUACGUAUUUUAGAGAACAAAAAAGAUUAGCUCAUACCCAAGAUUAAAGCGGAACUUGAAAUAUAAAAUGUAAUUUAAAACUGUUAGUUCAAAAUGCUUAUCUGUUGAAAACUUUGAGGGAGUUAAAAUCACACAUGUAAAAUUGGUUUUAUUAGCAGCACACAAAUUUCAAAGCAACAAGAUAAUCUGGCAUGCUAAGAAAACAUUUAUAAAUUGUGCAUCAAAGAACAGUACCCUUGAGGUAAUUUUCUUUAGUCUUCCUUAGCUCUGUAAUUCUUGUCAAUCAGAAUGGAAAAGGCUGCAAAACAGUACAUCCUUUAAUAUGCGUUCACUGACAAUAGAUUCUAAUCUUCCAUACAUUUACACUCCAGAUUCAGAGUGAAUGCUGACAAUUUUGCUAUCAAUAUACUAUAUCUGCAAAAUGCAAGCCAUGAUAUAUGGCUGAACAAGAUUUUUAAUCCAAUUUUAAGCAUCAUUACUGCUUGCUGGGUGUAUGUUAAGUGCCAAAUGCAUGUUAAUUUUGACAGGUUCACCCUGAUGCAGAUAGAAGGAUUAAUAAAACAAAUGAGGUGUUGAUUUAUUACUAUGUCAUUCUAACCUGUUAACACCUAGAGUGAACUUUGCUUAAAUAUUACAUUCAUUUGUCAAUGACUCACAGUAACAUUUGUAAGAAUUUUCUGUCAUAGUUGACAACUGUGGUUGUGCUAAAUACAAUGAGUUGAAGUUUUCUAUCCUUACACUGAGUAGUGGUAGAAAAGUGCAGCCUGUUUUAAUAUAUAUUCAUUUAACAUAUGCUUUGCUACAUUAUAGACAUUUUUAAAAAUGUUCCAAUAGUAAAGUAAUUUAGAACUGCAAAUCUGGUCACUUUUGCCAAAUGAUUUGUUUUAAUUGUGACUUCAUUAAGAUACGUGAAUUUUAGAUUACCGUUAUACUAAUGUGAAGGAAUUGCUCUGAUAAGCACUUGAUUAAAUGUCAUAGUAUUCAUCAGCUCAUUCAUCAGGCUAAUGAUGAAGUAAACAUAUGUAGCUUUAGUAAAACUUGCUUGAUCCUCACAUUUUCAAUUAUUGUAAUAUCUGGCUUUGAUAACAUUUAUUCACCUGUUCAUCUGUGGGUAUGUUGUAUUUAGUACUCUGAAACAUCCACUAUAGUAUACUGUAUAUCUUUUUUCUAAAGCAUAAUCAACCUUUCUCAUAAAAACUUUUGUAAAGAGAUGGAAUUUAUGUUUUCUCUUGCAUCUUUUCAAUUAUCUUGAUUUAGUCCUACCUAUAUUUUUUUGUAAAAGAAAGUUAACAGCUUUUCAAGCAAAUUUCUCCCCAACUUCUGGAAUUCAUUAUCCUCCCUCCAACCCCAAAUACACAUGCAAAAAAAAAAAGAAUGGAUACAGAGGUCAAAAAUAGUUCUUAGUAAUGCCACUGUAGCAAAUUAAAUAACAAUGUAUAAACAGUGUAAAUCUGGAUAAAGACUAUAAUUUACCUUUUAAAUCUGAACUAGUAUCUAUCCAAGUAUCAAUGUUCUAACUAUAUGCUAAGUGUCUUUGUGGACUGAUGAAAGUCUUCCUGUUUCACUCUCUGCCCACAUGGAUAGAAAACUGCAAAAGCAUUGGAAUAGCUCACAAAAGCAUCAAUAAUGUUGUGAUAGUUCUUAAAUUGCCCAUUCCCUAGUUUACUUAACUGCAUCAUGCUUUUGUGGGUUGCUAUAGAAAGUAAAAGUUGGGACCAAUCUCAUCUCACAAAUGAAUUUUUAAAUUGAAGUUUUAAUGGUUUCUGUAUGUAGUAUAUAUUCCUACUGUUUUGCUGUGCUCGGUCUAAUCACCAUUGAUGCCAGAAUAAGUAGAUCAGUCAUUAACUGGAAAAUGGUGCCUUUGGUCAUCAGCUCAGGCAUUUGGAGAAAAUGUGGCUGAACACAUAAUUGGAAGCAAGUUUAUAUCUUAUUCAGAAUUAUCCAACUACUUAAAUGGCUAGAUAUCAUGUUCAGUAAAACAUACAAGUUUUUAAAGCAAAUAUAUUAAACAGAUGCAAAUAUCUAUGUAAAGAUUGGAAUAAAUAACUGAUAAUGGGAUUAGAACAUGUAUAACCAAAUUCAAACCUAUAUUCCUUCUAGAUUCAAAGAAAUCAUUGUAACAUUUCUUUGUAUUUUAGCACUGACCUAUGAUCAUUAUUCUGGCACAAUGCUGUUUUCUAGGUUCUCAAAAUGGUCACAUUUGAUAUGAUUCACAAGAUGUAUUAUGGAACACAUAUUUAUAUUGUGUCUUUCAGCAAAAUAAAUCUCUU